AUGGAUCGCAGCCCUGAGUUUCCCUUCAAAUCAUGGUAUUGGACAAACCAUGUCGAAGGUUCUCACCCUCAAUUCCCCCAGCCCAGCAUGAGCUAUGGGGGACCAUCUACAAAUUACACAGGCAGCGUGCUAGAUUUUACCAGUUAUUCACUUCAGCAAGGUAUAGAUAGCCCUAGAGGUGUAUCAGGUGGUGACAGACCCACGGAGGGUGCCUCUACUCUGUCCCAUGCCCCUACAUUAGCACCCAUGCUGCCCCCUCUAGACAACAACAUCGGUGAGACCUCAAAUCAAGGCUCCCGACGAAACAAGUACGGUCGCCUUGACUGGGAUGGCCACCGCGAUGUCUUGAAGAAGUAUUACUUGACGGAGAAUAAAACUCUCCCGGAAACGAUGGAGAUAAUGAAAUCUCAAUAUGGUUUCGAGGCAUCAUUUAGAAAAAAACUAUACAAAGACCGUUUUCGAGCUUGGAAUUGGAACAAGAACUUGCCUACCCAAAUUGCAGAGUUCAUGGAUGCAAAGCUCAAGCAGAGGCAGGAAACCGGCAGCCAAACCAUCUUUGUGUAUGGAGAAAGGACGUGGGAUAGGUCUCGUGUUGAGUCUACGUUGUCUCGUAGCAAACGCCGACGUACUGCCAAUGAACCAAUUGACAUGAGCACCCCUGCAGGAGUAAAAUAUGAGACGCCACGUGAAGUGCGUGACUCCUCCUCUGAGUCAACCGAUUCAGAGGAUUCCCAGAAUGAUAUAACAGUAUCCCAGCAAGGAAACCCAAGUCCCAGUCUGACUGUGGUCGAUGACGAUCAAGCGCCUUCGCUGACAUGGAACGGCCAUACAAGAUCGCAGGUUCUCCAUCUUUUGGACGACGCUCGCGGAUUUUCUAUGGAGGGAGAAGCCGAAGCUGCUGAACAGACAUAUAUACGUGCUCUCGAGGGAACAAGACACCUUAUUGGCGUUAUCCAUAAAGAAUCCAAUAAAGUUGCAUAUGAGCUGGCCAAUUUCUAUGCCCAAGCAGGCUCACACAAAGAAGCGGAUGCAAUUUUGGAUGAAGUGACUCGACUUCAUUUUAAAAAACUAGGCCCGGAGCACAAGAGAACACAACAGCACGUCAUUGACUGUGUGGAGCUCCUGAAUACCUGGAACCGUCAAGACGACGCCCUUGGACUCAUGGCUCACUCUAAAGAGAUCCUAGAGUCUCGCCAAGCUGGCCCACGACGCCGCCGCAAUAGACGGAACAAGAAUAAUUCCAAAGGGAAGACCCUGGCCAUCAUGCCAGCAGCAUCCAACGGCUCAGUUGAUCUUCCGGGUCGCAUUCCCGCCUCCGCCAGCGGUGAGGAUAUUCAGCAUCUCCUUGAAGUGGCACAUUCGCAUGUUGAUUCUCAUGACGAGCAUGUUGAAACCCUACUCUUGGGUCUGAUUGAUCAUUGCGAGAAGGAUUUACCAAAACUCUUUCGCGAGUACCUGCAAGCCCAUGGGGAAUUGUUGGGCCUUUAUGGGAAGCUACGAACUGCCGAGCUCCACAAGGCUGCUUUCGAGACCGCCCGGAUAGUACUGUCUCGAGUUUGGGUCGAGUACGUCUGGGAUGAGAAGAAGUAUGAGUCCUUUGAAAUAAUAGAGGCAUACUUGCAAGUUGUGACCAAUAUGGUCAAGUGUGGAUACAAGGGCAUGGCCAGACGCCUCUUUCAUGAGGCAGCUGAGAAGGCAGAAGUCCUCUAUGAUCCUACUGACGAACGGUGUAUCUGGAUCAGUAUCACGAUUGGGUUAGUGUAUCAAACGUAUCAUGGCUGGGAUGAAGCAGAGGAAUGGUUCGACCGCGCAUAUGCAGGCGCUCUAGGAAGUAAAUGGGGAGAAGAUGAUGGGAUCGUUAGAUCGUUGGAGACUGCGCGGGGGAAGAAGCACUUUUCCUACCUUACUGAUGAGGGCCGACCUUUCAAGACUGUUUUUGGUGUUUCGGGACUCACUAUUCGUCCUAAGAGGCUGCAUCUGGAGUGA
Molecule: messenger RNA, 1986 nt
Organism: Clonostachys solani
Lineage: Eukaryota; Fungi; Ascomycota; Sordariomycetes; Hypocreales; Bionectriaceae
Source: the annotation of a GenBank genome assembly